Messenger RNA from Malania oleifera, 3423 nucleotides. Its product is annotated as peptidyl serine alpha-galactosyltransferase. Lineage: Eukaryota; Viridiplantae; Streptophyta; Magnoliopsida; Santalales; Ximeniaceae. Bases 444 to 2921 code for a protein of 825 amino acids. The transcript is spliced from 8 exons. The record is from RefSeq and is a predicted model, not a curated record. Gene Ontology annotation, molecular function: glycosyltransferase activity.
GGUUCAUUAAUAUUUUCAUUAAAUCACAUUUUUUUUUUCAAUAUUACAUUCAUGUAAAAUGCAUUGAGAGCUGAGGAAAAGGAGUGAAAGAAACGACGACGUGCAUGAAUGCAACUCGUUUUUGAGGUUCUGUCAGCGUCCUUUGUUCGUCGGGAAAUAAUAAAAGAGAAGAAAACCUCCCUCCAGUGAAAUUUUCCUCUAAUCCAGCUUUCAAUAUCUAUACAAAUUUUGUCAACCAAAGCGAUUUCCUGUUGUGUUUUCUCAAACCCAGUUCGGAAUUUUUUAAUACUAUUUUUCUCAUUGCUACCCACUUGCUGAGAAACAAGGAAAGAGAGAAAAAAACCCGCCUUUGACCAGAAGGAAAUCUCAUCUCUUUUCCGAAGGAUGAAAUUGCGAUCUCUGCGACAGUGCCCAGUGGAAAUCUGGCCUUGAAUUGGUCUGUAAUGGCGAGAUUUUUGGUGCUUGUGGUUUUGCUGUCUCUGGGCAUUGGCGGGUCAGGACUCGAACGGGUUCAGGAGGCUCCGUGGAGGAUCCACACCCUGUUCUCGGUGGAGUGCCAGAACUAUUUCGACUGGCAGACGGUCGGUCUCCUGCACAGCUUCAAGAAGGCCCGACAACCCGGCCCGAUUACCCGGCUCCUCAGCUGUACGGACGAAGAGAAGAAGCAUUACAGAGGGAUGCAUCUGGCUCCCACCCUCGAGGUUCCUUCCAUGAGCAGACAUCCCAGAACUGGCGAUUGGUACCCAGCUAUUAAUAAACCAGCUGCAGUUGUUCACUGGCUUAAACAUAGUAAAGAUGCAGGGAAUGUUGAUUGGGUUGUGAUUUUGGACGCCGAUAUGAUUAUCCGAGGUCCAAUUAUACCCUGGGAACUUGGUGCGGAGAAAGGCAGACCAGUUGCUGCAUAUUAUGGAUAUUUGGUUGGGUGUGAUAAUAUUCUUGCUCAGUUGCACACAACGCACCCGGAACUCUGCGACAAGGUUGGUGGGCUUUUAGCUAUGCAUAUAGAUGAUCUUAGAGCACUUGCUCCCAUGUGGCUUUCAAAAACAGAAGAGGUACGGGAAGAUAAAGCUCACUGGGCAACCAAUAUAACUGGUGACAUUUAUGGCCAGGGAUGGAUCAGUGAGAUGUAUGGGUACUCAUUUGGUGCUGCAGAAGUGGGGCUGCGACACAAGAUUAAUAAUGACUUAAUGAUCUACCCAGGCUAUGUUCCACAACAGGAUGUUGAGCCUAUUCUUUUACACUAUGGCUUGCCGUUUAGGGUUGGGAAUUGGUCUUUUAGUAAAUUGGAUAAGCAUGAAGAUGAUAUUGUCUACGACUGCAGUAGGCUCUUCCCAGAACCUCCUUAUCCUAGAGAGAUAAAAUUGAUGGAAGCUGAUCCAAACAGGAGGAGGGCCCUAUUUUUAAGUAUAGAAUGUAUGAACACUUUGAAUGAGGGUCUCUUACUACAACAUGCUGCAAAUGGAUGCUCUAAGCCGAAGUGGUCAAAAUACUUGAGCUUUUUAAAGAGCAAAACUUUUUCUGAACUGACUCAGCCGAAGUUUCUGACUCCUGCUAGAAGGCAAACUGAGGAGACUAGGUUGCAUCAGCAUGCCUUCAAUGAACCCAGGAGACCACAUCCAAAAAUCCACACCCUUUUUUCCACCGAAUGUACCCCUUACUUUGAUUGGCAAACUGUAGGACUUAUGCAUAGUUUCCAUCUGAGUGGCCAGCCUGGAAAUAUCACGCGUCUUCUUAGCUGUACUGAUGAGGACUUAAAGCGAUAUAGGGGCCAUGAUCUGGCUCCCACCCAUUAUGUUCCAUCCAUGAGCCGUCAUCCAUUAACUGGAGAUUGGUAUCCAGCAAUCAAUAAACCAGCUGCAGUCCUUCAUUGGCUUAAUCAUGCCAAUACUGAUGCAGAAUAUGUAGUGAUUCUGGAUGCUGAUAUGAUCUUGAGAGGCCCAAUUACACCAUGGGAGUUCAAUGCAGCACAUGGCCGGCCAGUUUCAACUUCCUAUGACUACCUUAUUGGAUGUGACAAUGAGCUUGCAAAACUGCAUACCAGCCACCCCGAAGCUUGUGACAAGGUUGGUGGCGUAAUUAUCAUGCACAUAGAUGAUCUCCGGAAGUUUGCUCUACUAUGGUUACACAAGACCGAGGAAGUACGAGCUGACAAAAGUCAUUAUUCCAAAAAUAUAACUGGAGAUGUUUAUGAAUCUGGAUGGAUUAGCGAGAUGUAUGGUUACUCUUUUGGAGCAGCAGAGCUAAAAUUGCGACAUCUCAUAAACAAUGAGAUCAUGAUAUAUCCAGGAUAUGUUCCUGACAAGGGUGUCAAGUACAGAGUAUUCCACUAUGGUUUGGAAUUUAGUGUUGGGAACUGGAGCUUUGACAAGGCAAACUGGAGGGAUGCCGACUUGGUUAACAAAUGCUGGGCUAAGUUCCCAGACCCACCUGAUCCAUCAACGCUUGAUCCAACUGAUGAUGACAGUUUACAACGGGACCUGCUCAAUAUAGAAUGUGCAAGGACACUAAAUGCAGCUCUGCAUUUGCAUCAUGAGAGGAGGAAGUGUCCCGAUCCUAGCUCCUUAUCCACCUCAAAUUUGGAAACAGCGAGGGAAAGUACAAUGUCUAGGAAAUUUGGCAGGAUCGAUGAAAGGGAUGCUGUUCGAAAUAACCCUGUGCUAAUGAAUGACUCCAAGAAAUCGGUUCUUCCUGCUGCAACAGGUCAAAUGUUUGGCUCUUUGAGGUAUUGGGUUGUUGGUCUAUGGGUUUUGUCAAUUUUGGGUUUCUUUGCUGUUAUGUCUGUUCUGCUUUCUGGUCAGAAAGGGCGGGGAACAAGGGGUAAAAAUCAUAAAAGCAAGAGAAGAGCCCCCUAUUCUGGAUUCUUGGAUAUAAAUGGACUUGAUAGGUAUUCCCACAUUGCCGAGAAAAGUACAAAAAAUUGAGAUCCUGAAGAUAAAACUAAAAUGUUGACAUUGUUAGGAAUCACAUGAGAGGCUGCAAGAAGAGUGCUCUAGUUGAAACUCGUUUAAGUAGUUGACACCAAGGACUUCUCCAGUUAUAGUGAGCGAUGACUUUUUCUGUGAUUCAGCGAUUUCUAAUUGGUUCUGUACCUCACUGAGCACUUCUUCUCGACCUCAAUUUGGCAUCUGAGUUCCUGUGCAAAGAACAAAUCGACUAUGAGAUAACUGUUUUGCUUAAAUUCCAAUUUUGUGAAUGUAUAAUGUCAAUCUGAGUUCUCUUCAAGGUUUUGUAUUUUCGUAUAUACAGUAUACCACAGUUGGGUAGGCACAACCAGAACUUGUUUGGUGGAAGGAACUAUGACAUCCUGACUAGAAAAUUGUAAUGUGUAAUUUGUAAUUUCUCCUCUCUGCAUGUUGCUCGUUUGGCUGUAACAAAUGUUCUGGUUAAUGACCUCGUCUUCAAUAAUUGUGACUCUUUCAUGCA